AUAAUCGAGUUUGGAAGGGAAUAUAAUCCUGGGAUGGAAGUUAAAGUGGCCAAAAGUGGAGAAAAAGCUAUUCAUCUUCAUAGUCAAGGGGCUUCUUUUGACCUCAUUCUUAUGGAUAUGGAUAUGCCUGCUCAUGUAACGAGUGGAUAUGAGGCAACAACACAGCUGCGAAGCUUAUUUGGUGUGAAGAGUAACAUUGUUGGUCUCACCUAUACGUCAGAGUCUGAGGACAUAAAUGAGUUCAUUCGAGCAGGCCACCUAAAUGGCUGUAUUGGAAAGCCACUGACUGAUGAAAAGAUUGACUCUCUCAUUCCUAUCCCAGAAGGCAAUAACUUGCCCACAGCAGGAAGACAAAGGACUGCUCUAUCCAUGAGCUUUAUGAUUUGAGUUUUUGGUGUAGGAGUCCACGCUACUUUCUUGUAGAUGCCGGAGGAUAAAUGAAUUGUUGAACCAAAUAAAACCGUCAGGGGAGAAUAAAGACAAUAGUAGCUACAGAUCGA
This is a messenger RNA of Populus euphratica (Euphrates poplar), 500 nucleotides long. RefSeq names its product hybrid signal transduction histidine kinase J-like. The record is from RefSeq and is a predicted model, not a curated record. Gene Ontology annotation, biological process: phosphorelay signal transduction system. The transcript has 2 exons. Bases 34 to 387 code for a protein of 117 amino acids. Lineage: Eukaryota; Viridiplantae; Streptophyta; Magnoliopsida; Malpighiales; Salicaceae.